Plasmopara halstedii is the source of this 687-nucleotide messenger RNA. RefSeq lists its product as uncharacterized. The transcript is spliced from 4 exons. NCBI's taxonomy places the organism in Eukaryota, Oomycota, Peronosporomycetes, Peronosporales, Peronosporaceae. The record is from RefSeq and is a predicted model, not a curated record. Bases 1 to 687 code for a protein of 228 amino acids.
AUGUUGCAAAUUCCAUCUCUCGGCAUGCUGCGACGUAAGAUGCGCUCAGUAACUCUUGAUACGAAAUGUACGUUAGACAACUGCACUGAGUGUUCGUCUUCACCCACAACAACUGAUGCUCGGGCUGGAGGGUCGCUGCAACGGGAAAGCCAAGCUCUUUGCACAAAGGAGGCUUCCACCCGCUACGCUAAAAUUUUAUCCUUGCCUGCACUCUACAACCUCUGUGGUCGACGCCAGGAUGGAUUUGUCAAUGAGAUAUUCACGGUGUUUUCGGAUCAAUAUGAUUGGUUUGAUCGUUUCCCAUAUUUCGCCUUACUCCUGCACAAACAGCAGACACCAUUCCCGUUCUCCGAUGCAGAUAAUAUAGGAAAAAAUCAUCGCAGGGCUCGCAAUGAGCCUCAAAGUCAUCUGUGGAGAAAAUCUGGCUCAGCGAGCCGAGCUUACGCAGCUUUAAGCGCAACAGUCGGAGUGACCUUCAACGAGGGCGCUUCAGACUAUAUCGUGUGCUUCGAUCGCCUCGAUUUAUCGCAAGCCACCUUACACACUACAGCAAAGCCCUCAUACAUGAGCCUACAGAUCCAUCAAAGAGCGCAACGUGCGCCGAAAGAACUGCUUAGUGACUCCGCUUCUCAGGAGUACCGCUUACGAAUGGAUCAGCUGCGAUUCUGGAAACAGUAUUUUUCUUAA